AGUACAGUGCUGGGAGCCGCCUGGAUAGAACGUGAACCCUCACGGGGCGCACGGGAUAGUGAGCAAGGUGGACGGUUGCCAUAUACAACCAUGCAAUAAGGUGGCCCGCCACGACCCAUGGCGCCCUUAACUGAAGCGACCUGGAGCAUGCGAAGUGGAGGUGGGGCGAGACGCAACUCGCUAUCCCGCGAGAGGUGGCCCCGCGAAUUAGGCCCACCGAGAGAGGGUGGGGGCCGACGCGCACGCGCACUUCGGCUUCCGGCCCACACUCCCGGCUCGCCACUCACCUCCAGCAUCCGGAACGUCUGCCCCGCGCCGCUAGGCGGGCUGGGCAUGCGCACACGGAAGGCCCCGCCUCGCCUGCCCUCGGAAGUGCUUCCUUAGCCCUUGGCGCGCGUGCGCCUGUCGAAAUUGUCGCGGCGGCUGUGGCGGCAGAAUAGGCGGUUACGGUGGAGUCUGAAUAGACUACGGCAGUGAGGCCGCGCAGGUUUCUCCCCUGGUCUGGUAAACCCCCAGGGCCCUCGCCAUGGACUUCCAACAUCGCCCCGGCGGCAAGACCGGGAGCGGGGGUGUGGCCUCCUCCUCUGAGAGCAACCGGGAUCGCAGGGAGCGCCUGCGGCAGCUGGCCCUGGAAACCAUCGACAUCAACAAGGACCCUUACUUCAUGAAGAACCACCUGGGCUCCUACGAGUGCAAGCUGUGCCUGACACUGCACAACAAUGAGGGGAGCUACCUUGCGCACACCCAAGGGAAGAAGCAUCAGACCAACCUGGCCCGGCGAGCAGCCAAGGAGGCCAAGGAGGCCCCCGCCCAGCCGGCGCCAGAGAAGGUCAAGGUGGAGGUGAAGAAGUUUGUGAAGAUUGGCCGCCCAGGCUACAAAGUGACCAAGCAGAGGGACACAGAGAUGGGCCAGCAGAGCCUCCUGUUCCAGAUUGAUUACCCUGAGGUCGCUGAGGGCAUCACACCCCGCCACCGCUUCAUGUCAGCCUACGAGCAGCGGAUUGAACCCCCAGACCGGCGCUGGCAGUACUUGCUCAUGGCCGCUGAGCCCUAUGAGACCAUUGCCUUCAAGGUUCCCAGCAGGGAGAUCGACAAGGCUGAAGGCAAGUUUUGGACUCACUGGAACCGGGAAACCAAGCAGUUUUUCCUCCAGUUCCACUUUAAGAUGGAAAAGCCACCAGCCCCACCAAGCCUCCCUGCCGGGCCUCCCGGGGUGAAGCGGCCCCCACCCCCGCUGAUGAAUGGUUUGCCUCCUAGGCCUCCACUGCCAGAGUCUUUGCCCCCGCCUCCACCUGGAGGCCUGCCUCUGCCACCUAUGCCGCCCAGUGGGCCUGCACCCUCGGGGCCCCCCGGCCCUCCUCAGCUACCCCCACCAGCUCCUGGUGUCCACCCCCCAGCCCCAGUGGUCCAUCCUCCAGCAUCUGGAGUGCACCCUCCUGCUCCUGGGGUGCAUCCCCCAGCUCCUGGGGUCCACCCCCCAGCACCAGUGGUCCACCCCCCAACAUCUGGGGUCCAUCCCCCUGCUCCUGGGGUCCACCCUCCAGCCCCAGGGGUCCAUCCUCCCCCAUCUGCUGGGGUUCACCCCCAGGCCCCAGGGGUGCACCCACCAGCUCCAGCAGUUCACCCCCAGGCCCCAGGGGUGCACCCACCAGCUCCAGCAGUUCACCCCCAGGCCCCAGGAGUCCAUCCACCAGCUCCUGGGGUCCAUCCACCAGCCCCAGGGAUCCACCCCCAGCCUCCUGGGGUUCACCCUCCACCUCCUGGGGUCCAUCCUCCAGCUCCUGGAGUCCACCCCCAGCCUCCUGGAGUUCACCCCUCAAAUCCCGGGGUGCAUCCCCCAACUCCCAUGCCUCCGAUGUUGAGGCCCCCACUGCCCUCCGAAGGCCCUGGGAACAUGCCUCCCCCUCCCCCCACCAACUGAAAAGCUACCCCUGUGCCAGCAAGUAUGCUUUUGUUUUCCUGUGUUCCACCCUUGGAAUAAAAUGGGGUGUUUUUAUACAGGGCUGGGCCGUGUGCCCAGAGCCUAUUAAAAAGCCUCUGCUAAACU
Molecule: messenger RNA, 2047 nt
Organism: Sus scrofa (pig)
Lineage: Eukaryota; Metazoa; Chordata; Mammalia; Artiodactyla; Suidae
Gene: SF3A2
Product: splicing factor 3a subunit 2
Biological process (GO): spliceosomal complex assembly
Cellular component (GO): U2 snRNP; catalytic step 2 spliceosome; nucleus
Molecular function (GO): zinc ion binding; nucleic acid binding
Source: RefSeq, a predicted model, not a curated record